Molecule: messenger RNA, 1909 nt
Organism: Spirodela intermedia
Lineage: Eukaryota; Viridiplantae; Streptophyta; Magnoliopsida; Alismatales; Araceae
Source: the annotation of a GenBank genome assembly
AUGGAAGAGCCCCCCGCCACCGUGACUCCUCCCUCGCGGCGGUCGGAAGCCCGCCUCCUCCGGAGCAGACCUCCGCCUUGUCUCUCCCUGGCUUUUGACGAGGACUCCGGCGAGGAUGAUAACCCUCCCGCCGCCCCGCCGGCGGCGGCGGCGGCGACGGUCAAGUCUCCUCUCCUCCCCUCUCCUCUCCAUCUCGCCGCCGCGCAGGAGCGCCUCCUCCUGCUGUCACAUUCUCCGGUCCGGCGGCGUAAAUCCCUCGCUCUGGUUCAAGGGGAGACCAUUGAUUCCCCAUCGGUGAAGCCCCGGAGGAGGUCCAAGAACAGGGCCGCCGCCGCCGCAACGGCCACCGCCGUCGCAAGCAUGGUCCUAAUGGGCUGUGCUUCCCCGAGGAAUACUCGCAGGGCCCGACGGCGGCUGGAGAAAGAGAUAGUAAGCAGGGAGGAACGACCGUCGGAGAUUUUCGAGCACGAAGCUGUGAAAGUUAGGAAGAGGAGGCAGACCAAGCUUGGGACCUCUCGCGAGGAGAAGCCGAGUUUGGCCCCGCGUGAGCCUCCUCCCAGUCCUUCCCCAGGUUGGUUCUCUAUCUGUUUCUCUCCAUCUUUUACCCAUUUUUAUCUGAAUAAAUCGUUGCUCUGAAAUGUUUGCUUCGGAGCUCAGGUGAUGUUGAGGACACCAUCGGCCAUGUUGUCCUCGACGGCCUCAAGGAGACGAUUUCGGAGCUGGUCAUGUGGAAGAAUUUUGCCAAAUCCAGCCUCUGGUUCGGCCUGGGGACGCUCUGCUUCGCAUCUUCUUGUUUUUCCAGAGAUUUCAACUUCUGGUAUGAAGAUUAUUUCAUCAUCCCGCCGCCAUGAUUGGUCCAGACGAAUCCCUGAGCUAUCCUCUUUUUCAGCGUUGUCUCUGCGGUCUCGCACCUGAGCCUGGUUCUUCUCGCCGUGGCGUUCAUCCGUGAUUCGGUUCCUCGGAGGUAUUCUUCCGCCGACCCCCGCUCCUCUCGGCUGCUGAUGGCCUCUGGAGCUGACCGCUCGAGUUCCAGGAACGAGGAGAAGGCGAGACGGAUCCUCAGGGUCAAAGAAGAAGACAUCUUACGGGCCACCCGCCUGGUUUUGCCGGUGAUUAACGCUGUUAUCGCGACCAUUCAAGACAUCUUCUCCGGAGAGCCGACCAUGACUCUCAGGGUAGAAAGUUCCCGUUUCCUUUCGUGUUCCUCCCGCCGCUUCCUCCUCCAUGAAAUUUGAUCCCGAGCUCGGUCUUCUCUGCAGGUAGCGCCAGUUCUUCUCUUCACAGCCAAGUACGGGCACUGCAUAACUCUGUGGAGGCUCCUGGCUGCGGGGUUCUUCAUCGGCUUCACUGUGCCCAAGCUCUACUUCACCUACACCACCCAGAUUCAUAGACACGGUGAGACAACAAGCCAUCAUCUCUGAAACUUGCUGGGCAUCAGAUCAUCAUCUGUCAGACCCUGAUAAGCAUCUAUCAGCUGCGAGUAUAGGAAACUGUGUCCUGGAGGGAUGGGAGGCUUGCCGACGCAAGAGAGUCCUCGGAGUCUCCGCAGCCAUGACCCUCUGGAAUCUGCUCAGCGUGAAGACUCGCGUAAUUGCUGGUUCGUCCCAUCUCCGACUUCGAUCGAUGCCUCAUUCGUUGACAACACCGCGUUGAAUUAGAUCGACGCCUCCUCUCUCUCUCUUCUUCUCCCGCAGCCUUUGCUUGCCUGGUAGUGCUCCGCUACCACCGUCAGAGGCUUCUAUCAGAGAAGGAGGAGGAGGAGGAGGGUCUGGCUGGAGGAGGAGAAAUCGUUCCAGAGCAGCAAGAAGACGAGGAAGGGAAGAAGCCGGAGCAGGACGCCGGCGACGCUACGCAGCGACGGGCAUUGGCCGGCGCCGGCGACGGCGACGAAGACGUCGCAGCGAAGUAG